AUGGGUUCCAACCUCGACAAUGUUGCCAACUUGUCGCCCGACGACCCGCCACCCAAGACGUCCUUCUUCUCGCGCCUCGCAUCCCCCCUUCGCUCCCGAACCCGCAACCUCGCCGAUUUCCAUGUCCGACUGCAGGAACCUCACCGUCAGUACUCGGCCGGCGACCACGUCAAGGGCUCCGUUGUCCUCUACGUCGUGAAGCCGUUUCGCAUAACCCAUCUGACCGUCGCCUUACACGGAUACGUCCGCGUCUACAAGAAUGCCGCCUCUGGCGCCCAGCUCGCCGCCGUCAACCCUGCCGUGGUAUCACAUGAUGGAAAUCGCGAUUUCAAAUACCAUGGCAAUGGGCACGCGUCCCUAUUUCAGGAUGAACAGGUCUUGUGUGGGGAGGGAAGACUCAAGCCCACGAGGUUCGAAUUCGAAUUUGAUCUUAUCUUUCCGUGCAAAGAGCUCCCUAGUAGUAUCGACUUCGAAAGAGGUACAAUAUCGUACAUGGUCACUGCCACCUUGACGCGCCCAACUUCAAUAUCGCCGACUUCGAGCUGCGAGACGAAAGUCGCCCUCAUCGAAAGGGUCGAUAUAGGCUUACUUUCUCCACCGAGAGAACGUAAGGUCACUAUGCAGACCAUGCGCAAGAAGCCGAAGAGGAGGAAAACUGCAACAUCGACGGCGGCUCUUUCUGCGAAGCGCUGUCCGACAAAUACGGAAACAUCAGAACCUGCUUCAGACCGAGACUCGAUGAGGGCGCAGGAGACCUCAAACGGGAGCUCUGUGAAUGUCGGCGAGACUGUAGCGACUGGUCCUGGUGGGAUGGCUAUGCCGCGCACUCCAGUGCCGAUCGAUUUACAGAGUGAGAUCAGUGGGGAGAGCGCUGUCAGCAACAACAGCGGCUCUAACAGUGGGAGAGGCGCUGAUGCCAGUGGCGAGUCGGUUGCUGCAAGUAAAGCCUCUGGGCACGAUGAUAGGGAAAUCACCGCAACCGUUGAGCUCACGAAGGGGGGUUGUCUACCUGGGGACUUGCUGCCGGUGAAAAUCAGAGUCGAGCACAAUCGCUACAUGAAGAGCAUGCAUGGCAUCAUCGUCACAUUGUACCGGCAGGGCCGUGUCGAUUACGCUCCGCCGAUAUCACUAUUCUCUGACCUUUCCAAAGAAGAUGCCAAGCGGAUGGAGCGGGAAGAAUACUAUCCCAAGUCGAGGACUGGUCUGGGUGGACUGUCGUUGUCGUCUGCCGGCUCUUGCAGUGUAUUUCGAAAGGACCUCUCGCAAGCAGUCGCUCCCCUUAUCGUCGAUCCUGCCACCCUCACAGCGAACAUUACAACUUCGAUUAGAGUGCCAGAGGAUGUGUUUCCCAGCAUCAAGGGCGUCCCUGGUGGUCUCAUCAGCUUCAAAUACCAUGUUGAGGUUGUCGUUGACCUCGGGGGAAGACUCGCUGGUCCCUCGGCAGGCACUUCACAACAACCCACCCGGAUGGGCUCUGUCAGCCAUCCCGCUACAAUAGGUGGCGCAUACCGGCUCGACUUGAACCGGCUUGCGAAUUGGAAUGGCACAAUAGUCGACACCGAUCAUUUGAGGCGCGAGAAAGGAGUUAUUUCGGUAUCAUUUGAAAUCAUCGUUGGCACCGUGGACAACACACGAUCACACGGGAAGGCGGUGAUCCGGCCAUCCCUAACGGUGCAACCUCCCUCCCAGGAUGUUCCCAUUGAGGGCGAUCUGGACUACCAGUGGGAGAACGGCUACAACGGUGAUCAUGACUACAGCGAAGAUCACGACGCGGGCCAGAUCCAUCAAACUCCACGGGGCUACUUUCCACCGCCCAUUUCACCUCACACACCCUACUACGAUUACCAAGACCAUGAGCCUCAAAUCCCAGUUUACAUCCCACCGCCAGAGUUACCUCGAGAAACUGAGCUCACAGAAAAGGAACGCCUGCGGCAAGCAGAACAGAGGUUAUUGCCAAGUCGGCCCCUUCAACAGUCCUCUGAGCCAGAAGCUGGGCCAUCUCAACCAUCAGCUCCAGACGACGCACCACAGAUGCAGAUAGAUGGAAAUCUGCAGACCAACAGUCCUAUACUACGGUCAACAGCCGACGAUAAUGCCGGGGAGGGGCCCUCGGCACCGACACUAGCAGACUUCGGGCAGUCCCCAUCUUCAAGCUCCCACGCCGACGACAAGCAAGAAGUGGAGCGUCGUCGACUGAUGAUUGAAGCAAGCGCCCCUCCCGAGAUCCCAGAGGACUACAACGAAGCGGCGGCCUCAGCUCCCGGUCCAGACAUCGCGGGGCCGUCAUCGAGGUCGAGGCCUGAGGAGCCUUCUGCGCCAGUCCUUAACGAAGACGAUGGGUACGGAACCCGGGAUCCCUACCACGGAAUACCCGGGCCCUCGGCCCCAGCAGGCGGUCAUGAGCCUUUACCGAAAUACGAGCGUUGA
Molecule: messenger RNA, 2427 nt
Organism: Anthostomella pinea
Lineage: Eukaryota; Fungi; Ascomycota; Sordariomycetes; Xylariales; Xylariaceae
Source: the annotation of a GenBank genome assembly